CUGCUGAAGAAGGCCCACGAGAUCUCCGUGCUCUGCGACGCCGAGGUCGCCCUCAUCGUUUUCUCUACCAAAGGGAAGCUCUAUGAGUACUCCACCGACUCCAGCAUGGAAAAUAUUCUUGAACGAUAUGAACGUUAUACAUACACAGAAAGGGCGCUUACCACGACAAAUCUUGAAUCACAGAUAUCUUGGUGCCUUGAAUAUAGUAAGCUUAAGGGCAAGAUUGAGAGUUUACAAAGGAGCCAAAGGCAUCUUAUGGGGGAGGAUCUUGACCCCUUGAGUCUUAAAGAACUUGGACAACUUGAGCAACAGCUUGAAACUUCACUGAAAAAUAUCCGAACAAGAAAGAGCCAAGUGAUGCUUGAUUCAAUCGCUGAGCUUCAGGAGAAGGAGAAAUCACUGCGGGAUCAGAACAAAGCGCUGGAGAAAGAGUUCUUAGAAAAGUCCAAGGCCAAAGCUCAGGCUCAACAAGCACACUGGGAGCAGCAGCAAAACCAGCAGCAGACAAGCUCCUCCUCACCUUCCUCUUUCCUGAUACCUGAAAAUCUUCCAACUCUCAACAUGGGUACGUACCAGGCACGAAAUAAUGAGGAAGACGAGGAAGCAGCCCAUCCUCAAGUGCGAUUAGGCAGCAGCUUGCUGCCUCCAUGGAUGGUUCGCCAUUUGAACGGUUAGAACUUCCUCAGAGAAACAGCAUUUUUCUAACAGUCAUAAAAAAAAUAUAUGGUGUUAGCUGUAACACAAGAAAGCACGGCAGUUUCCACAAUUCGUGUAAAUAAAUUGUGUUAUAUGUAUCACUGGUGUGUGUGCCUCAAUCUCUGACAAAAAUGUUCUGGGAUUUGAGUUCAAAUGUAAUUUUAUCCUGUAAUGCUUUUCUCAUUCGGUUUGACUGCUAGAACUGUUGGGGGUGAAAGUAUUUUCUGCGCGUAAUAAUAUUACCCUUUUCUUA
This is a messenger RNA of Asparagus officinalis (garden asparagus), 949 nucleotides long. RefSeq names its product MADS-box transcription factor 14-like. NCBI's taxonomy places the organism in Eukaryota, Viridiplantae, Streptophyta, Magnoliopsida, Asparagales, Asparagaceae. Gene Ontology annotation, biological process: regulation of DNA-templated transcription. Gene Ontology annotation, molecular function: DNA-binding transcription factor activity. The record is from RefSeq and is a predicted model, not a curated record. The transcript is spliced from 9 exons. Gene Ontology annotation, cellular component: nucleus. Bases 106 to 675 code for a protein of 189 amino acids.